AUGGCCAAAGGGAGGCGCUUCAACCCUCCUCUGGGCAAGGAAGGAACAUGGUUCCCUCACAUUGGACUAACAAAAAAGACACCAGAAUCCAUCACGAGUACCUCCUUGAAGGAAGCCCACUGUCCACAUUUGUGUCAACAAGUGGAGGGCAGGCUGCCGCCAAUAUACAAAGUCCGGGAGAAGCAAGCAGCAAACAACAGCUUCCCCUUCUCUCUGCAUGACAACCGCCACAGUUUUGAGAACUCUGGACACUUCUUUGACGCUGGCUUGGGAUGCAAGAAGAUCUCCCCAGAUAAAAGGCAACAUGCUUCUAGAAAUUUCAAUCUGUGGGCAUGUGACUAUAUCCCAUCAUGUCUGGAUGGCAUUUCAAAUAACAAAAUAUCAUAUGUAUAUAAGGAGGCUGUGGUGGUCACAGACUUCCGACGCUUCCCAAGGUAUUACAGUGAAAUGUGGAAUACUUUCAAGUUUGUUCCCAGGCCAAGCUAUACAGAGUUUUUGAUAAAGAAGUCAAAAGUAAGGGUUAGUGUCGACACCCAGGCUGUUUCUCCACAAGCGCCCUAAUCCUUCCACAAGGUUUGGGCUGUGUUUGAUAAUAUUAUUUCAUCGGACAUUUGUAAAGUAUAUAUUUCUGAUCCAACGCCAUCACUUAAUUGUUGAAAUACUUUUAUGUCUUUAAUAAGGUUAAA
Messenger RNA from Nannospalax galili (Upper Galilee mountains blind mole rat), 686 nucleotides. It is a transcript of the gene Tex36, whose product is annotated as testis expressed 36. Lineage: Eukaryota; Metazoa; Chordata; Mammalia; Rodentia; Spalacidae. The transcript is spliced from 4 exons. The record is from RefSeq and is a predicted model, not a curated record. Bases 1 to 561 code for a protein of 186 amino acids.